UCUCAGGGGGGGAAAAAGUGCAAAAAUCAUACCUUUAGAGCUACAAUAGCUUGUUUUAUCUUACUUACCCCCAAAAGGUUCAUAGUUGCACCUCAAGAGUACAUAUCACUAGGCUGAGGUGACGCAUGAUGCAUCGAGUCAGGGGGUGAAAACUUUUGGAAUUUGAAGAUCAUAGUAAGUUCAACUUAUUUUGUCUUCUGGGGAACAUCUUCUGUAGCUUCUGAAGGGCAGUACUAAAUGAAAAAAUAUGAUAUUUAGGCAAAAUAAGAAAAAUGUACACAUCUUCAUUGUGUUCAAAAGUUUUCACCCCCUGGGUCUUGAUGCAUCGUGUUUCCUUCUGAAGCAUCAGUGAGCGUUUGAACCUUCUGUAAUAGUUGCAUAUGAGACCCUCAGUUGUCCAAAAUGAUGGAUCUCAAAAUCAUACAGUCAUUGGUGGAAACCAAGGAAUCUGUGAGACCUGAAGGAUUUUUCUGAAGAACAACAGGCAGUUUAACAAACAAGGGACUCAUGAACAGCUAUGACUAAACAAAAAAACACAGUUGUGGAUCAUUCAGGUAUUAAGAAUCAAGUGUAUGUAAACUUUUGAACGGGAUCAUUUUUAUAAAUUCAACUAUUAUUUUCUCUUGUGGACUACAUGUAAAUGUCUUUUAUGUGAAAUAUCUUAUUCAGGUCAGUACUUAAUAAAAAAAUAACAUGCAUUUUGUAUGAUUCCUCUUAUUUUGGUCAAAUAAUUAAUUAACAAUUUUGCAGAUUCUACAAGGUGUGUGUAAACUUUUGACCUCAGCUGUACAGUAUAUUACAACCAUAUGAUAUAACCCUCUGAAUAUGAAUGCCGUUUUCAACAUUAACCAUCACCAAUCUAUAAAGCACAAACAUUAUUAUCAAGUUUAAUGCAAGUGUGUGGUUUGUUGCAGUGUGUACGGCCUUGAAAUCCAGCCUCAGACAACAUAAUCACUAUGGUUACACCAGAUCUGGACGCUGUCCAGCACGGCCAACAUACCCUUUGUGCUCUGAUGAGGAGAGGGAGGGUAAAUGUCCAUCUGGGUGUCAUCUGGAGGGUCUAAUUAAUCUUGCAGAUGAAGACAUUCGGAAACGUCUGAGAAAUAUUUGUGAAAGGAUUCAGCAAAAUCAGGACAUCACUUCAUCUGUAAUGCAAAAGAGUGUGCAGUUUUAUGGGUCACAAAGAAAAGCUAUCAUCCAGACAUAUAUGCAGGAGAUCAGAUAUGCUGAGUUUGCUGAAGACCUUCACAGAAACUUAACAUUUCUGCACAAGAGGUCUGCAGAACUUGCAAAAGACUUACAGAAGCAGCAUCACUUGAUCUGGGAUCAGAUCAAUGAAAUUCGUCGAACUGAGGUGGACAUUGACAUCAAAAUCCGUGCGUGCAAAGGAUCAUGCAAGCAAACCUUUGACCAUGCCGUUGAUAAUGAAGCCUUCAAAUCUAUGGAGAACAAAAUGGAGCAGUUCAGCAUUAUCUCAAAGAGGCGAAAAUCAUUCUCCAAAAGCAAAAAAAUAAAACUUCAGUCUGUUGAUCGGCCCAGGGUGUCUACCACUUACCGGAAAAUUCCCAUUGUUCGCACUGAGCUGCUUACAAAGUUUGAAGACAUUGAGCAGCACCAGGUUGUUUUAGAUGACCUCCUAGAGGAUAUUUAAUCAGAUUUAUGUCUAGAUUAGUAAUAUGAGGGAUUGUUUUAAUUUGACAUUGUACGUGGUUUAGUAAUAUAUUGACAAAUACUACACUUAUUUCUUGUGACUUGGUUUGUUAUCUAUUUACUACAUAUUUAUUUAAAGACCACUGUGCCAUUCACAGUAUUUUAGCAAUAUCAUGUUUACAGUUUAAGUUUCUGUUCCUACAAUACAUCUGACUUAUGUGCAGUUUACCAUGUAUAGUGUUAGAAGACAAAAACUCUAUUCUUUAUAGCAGUAUAAAAAAUCCCCAAUGGCUCUGCCUUAGUUGCAACACUGAAGCAAAUGUGAAUGAGAGACUGUACAAAAUGACAUUUCACACACAAACACAGAAAUCAGCCUGUCAAACACAAUGUACUAAAUACCUCAAUAAACUAUGUGGUGAGCUUCAAAUAUGA
Molecule: messenger RNA, 2082 nt
Organism: Labeo rohita (rohu)
Lineage: Eukaryota; Metazoa; Chordata; Actinopteri; Cypriniformes; Cyprinidae
Product: fibrinogen alpha chain
Exons: 4
Coding region: 1151-1651 (166 amino acids)
Biological process (GO): blood coagulation
Source: RefSeq, a predicted model, not a curated record